Messenger RNA from Brachypodium distachyon (stiff brome), 2924 nucleotides. RefSeq lists its product as uncharacterized. The transcript is spliced from 7 exons. Bases 320 to 2419 code for a protein of 699 amino acids. NCBI's taxonomy places the organism in Eukaryota, Viridiplantae, Streptophyta, Magnoliopsida, Poales, Poaceae. The record is from RefSeq and is a predicted model, not a curated record.
CUGCACACUUCCCCGCGCUUCCCUUCCCUCUUCCCUCUCACUCCCGCCUUCUCUCUCUCCCUCUCCCGUUUCCCCAUCCAUCCCAUCCCUACCGCGCCCCAAAGCCCUAAACGCUCGCCGGCAUCCCGCAAGCCGCAUCGGAUGCUCCACCGCCGGCUCCGAUUCAUGGCGGAUUAGCGCCACGAGGUGGGUGGAGUACUGUAUCUCUGCUUUCAAAAUCCGGCUGCCGUCCCGUCCAACCCCGUGUUGGUAACAGGGCCUGCAAGUUUCAAGUUAUAGGUUCAAUUGGCGCUUGCUUAUCUAUAUCAGCCAUUACAGUAUGAGCAUAAUGACUGCUGCAAGAGAGCGUGCAAGGUUAGAGUACCUUAAUUCGCAGGAGCCAGGUGAUGCAUCACAGGCCAAUGCUAUUGAUAUUGUGGAUAGGCUGCUAGUAGAUGAUGAUAUAGAAACUUCUCAGGCAAUAACCAUUGACCAGAUAAGUGGGACAAAGUCAGCUUCCACUUUAGGUUCAAAAGUAGCCCAGUGCUUGGCAAAUAGGACUGACCGCAGUUGCCCAGUAGAGAAGGAAGGUGUUUUUGACUGGUAUGAUACUCCCAAUCACGAUGAUGGCAUUAUCAGUAACAUCUCCAGAGAAAAUCCAAGAGUUCAUGUAAAAAACGGAAUUUCGUAUUUGGACUACCAGAGAUGCGGUGGCUAUGGAUCAGGUACCAGGGCUGGGGCCAUGCUAGAGUGUAUUGAUGAGGACUCGGGCUCGAUCUAUCUGAAGAAACCAGAAACAGCUGUUGCUGCCAAUGAUUUAUAUGAAGCAUAUGAUGUUGGGCCAAAUACUCAAAUGGCAGCUGAAGCGAUGGAAGCAUUGUGCAAUGCAACUGUCAGUUAUGAUGUCAGGGAGAGUGAUCACCUGGAAAGUUCUUUAGGGAAAGAAAUUGAAGUGGAUAUGGUAUGUUCAGUAAACUCACCAAUUCAAAACCAAAAGCUAACCUGCUUACCUCAGAGCUCAGGGGGGAUGAUAACACAAUUUAAUCAACUCAAGGUAGAUGGCAUAGAAAGACCAAAUGGUGGAAGUUCAAUCCCUUUGGCAAAUUGUCCCAGUAAGUCAAAAACUAUGAAGAAUACAAAUCAGAUGACAAGGAAAGCAAAAAGAAGCAUGGACAGUGGGGUUUUAGGAGUCACAAAUGAUGAGGUGUCAGAAGUAAUCAUGGGAUCUGAUCCAGAUGACCCAAAUACUCGUUUACUAGGUAAAGAUGCUGUAAUCCAUCCUAAAAGAAAGAGAACCUGUAUGCUUACCUCGGGAAGUUCGAAAGUUGAGUUCUAUAAAGCUACCAGAUCAACUACAGUCAGAGCCAAAACUACAGGAGUAACAGAAUUGCCAGCAGCAAAAACAGUAUGCAUAUUCGAUCCUGGUACCAUAAAAGGCACAAACAUGUCCCGCAAGUCUUCUUUAGCUAUUCAUGAAGCAUCUGUAUCAGAUGCUAACUCUGCUGAUGCUUCUGUUGGAAUUACAACCCGUAGCAAGGUCCGAGGAAUUCAGAAAACUUCGCAUUCCAGUCAGCCUGAAGGAACAUUUAGCACCAGACUGGUAAAACAAUCCACAUCUGAACAGAAAGACAAUGAUUCUAGCUUCAAGAGUAGAGUACCACUGAGAAAGCUAAAUAGUACAGAGCCCCAAUCUAGGACACAUACAACCAAGAAGCCAAUGGAAAGAGGACUGACAAAAUCAGCAGGCUCCAGAGAGCUUGCUAGUCUAUUUAGUAAUGAAGUAUCUCCAGUUUUGCAAUCAAGCAGGCGAAGAAAGAGACAUAUGUCCACAGUCCGUGUUCUAUUCAGCCAAAGCAUGGACAGCAAAACCAUUAAAGAACAAACAAAGAUAUUGAUACACUUUGGAUUACCAGUGGCAACUACUAUUUCAGAGGCUACACACUUUGUUGCUGAAAAGUUUGCUCGUACAAGGAACAUGCUAGAAGCAAUAGCCAUGGGCAUACCUGUAGUCACACCAUCAUGGCUUGAAUGCUGUGGAGAAGCAAGAUGCUUCAUUGAUGAGAAAAAAUACAUUAUGAGGGAUGCAAAGAAGGAAAAGGAGCUAGGCUUCAGCAUGCCUGCCUCACUAAGCCAAGCCUGCAAAAAGCCAUUGUUAGAGGGUAUAAGAGUACUAAUCACGCCAAAUGCUAAGCCUACCAAGGAGCUUCUGAAAAGUUUAGUACUGGCGGCUCGUGGCAAGCCAUUGGAGAGGUUCACAGCGUUUAUGAAGAAUAAGAAUUUUGGAGGAGCCUUUGUAAUCUCUUGUGAACAAGACCACAACAUCUGUUUACCUUUCAUUAAGAAUGGUUUGGGAAUAUUUGACUCGGAGGUUUUGCUGAAUGGAAUUGUUGCCCAGAAGCUAGAGUUCGAAAGAUAUCGCCUUUUCCGCGAUAAAAUGUGAACUUUCUGCGGGAAUCCAGCGAGCUAACUUGCAAGACAACAAGCACUAAUAUCGUCAAUUUCUUCCUGUAGCUUCUGCUGUGAUCCCAUCCAGUGUUCUUUUUUUCUGCAAGAAUGUAUCGUUGCAGCUCUGAACUCCACCCAUUUGCGCUACCAUGUGACGUUCGACGCUCCGAUGACACGUUUUGCCCCUGGAGAUCGGCAACCUCUUGCCGCAGCCUUCCCCGCUGAAGAAGCCGAAGACUUCGACCAAACAUCUCCAGGCUGUGUUCUGUGCCACUCGCUGAGCCAUGUGCCAGUUGUAUGAUCAGGCUUUUGCGUUGCACUUUAUAAACUUGCUGUAAAACUGCAGAACUGAACUGGCUCGACCCAGGUUUCAAUGAAUUUACCCCCAUAUUGUUAGCUAAUAAGAACAUAAAAAUCCAAAUGUCCAAUAAGUGUGAACAACGCCAAGUAUGAAUAGUAGGCAUCACCGUUUUGCUUAUCCUUCUCUACCAGUUUAAUCA